AUGUCGAAUGAUAUCGACUACGAGAAGCCGAGUGCGAGUCGUGAGGAUGACUCCAAGGAUUACGAAAGAGACGGCGCAGCCGAUAGUGUCAAUUUGAAUCAAAACGUCGAAGCAAAAAUCAAGAAUCCCCUCGCUGGACUUUCCCGGGAAGCUCUCUUUGCAGACGUCGACAGAUUCGCCACAGAAAAUGAUCUCGAAGAUAUCAAAGAUGAUUUACGAAAGGGUGCUCUAGUCGCCCAGGAUCCUGGGAAUUAUGAACAACUUGUGGAACUAGAUGAUGUGGAGAGACAGGUUCUGAAGGAUGAGGCGGAGCAUAUCUAUAAACAGCCUAUGUCGCUGUAUAUCUCCAUCAUCGUUUGUUCCAUUGGUGCAGCCGUACAAGGAUGGGAUCAGACUGGAUCCAACGGCGCCAAUCUUUCGUUCCCGAAGGAGUUCGGUAUCUGGGUUGAUCCAGAUAACCCGUCGCCCGACGACGAUAAAAAUCAAUGGAUUCUGGGUCUCGUAAACUCUGCGCCGUAUAUCGGCAGCGCUUUCAUUGGUUGUUGGCUUUCCGAUCCUCUAAAUAACUUAUUCGGACGUCGUGGGACUAUUUUCUUCUCAGCAAACUUUUGUCUUUGGCCUGCCAUUGGUUCUGGGUUUACGAAAAACUGGUAUGAACUGUUCAUUUGUCGUAUUCUUCUCGGUAUUGGGAUGGGAUCGAAGGGCUCUACGGUCCCUGUCUUUGCUGCUGAGAAUUCACCGGCUGCUAUUCGUGGUUCUUUGGUUAUGACGUUGACGGAGAUCGCGAAACUAACGAAUCGAGUAGCAAUUAUGGACGGCAUUUGGGGAACUUGCGCCAAUUUAGCGGUCGUGGAUACUGGCAAGAUUGCAUGGCGUCUACAACUCGGCUCUGCGUUCAUCCCAGCCGUUCCAUUACUUCUCGGUAUCUACUUCUGUCCUGAAUCGCCGCGUUGGUAUAUUAAGAAGAGACGCUAUAAAGAAGCUUUCAAGAGUCUUCUCCGACUUCGAAACCAUCGUAUUCAAGCUGCUCGCGAUCUAUACUACAUCAAUGCUCAAAUUAGUGUCGAACACAAGGUUAUGGGACAAUCCACUUAUCUUUCCAGAUUCAUUGACCUCUUCAGAGUUCCACGUAUUAGACGUGCGACUUUGGCAGCUGGUAUUGUCAUGUUGGCGCAGCAAAUGUGCGGCAUUAACAUCAUGGCAUUCUAUUCAUCUUCUAUCUUUGAGGCUGCCGGUGCAUCCCCGAAAGAGUCGUUGAUUGCUUCCAUGGGCUUUGGGUUGAUUAAUUUCUUGUUCGCAUGGCCUGCCGUGUUUACAAUCGAUACUUAUGGACGUCGGUCCCUUCUGUUGUUUACAUUCCCACAGAUGGCUUGGACGUUGCUAGCCGCUGGUUUCUGCUUCUAUAUCCCAGAAUCGAGUACAGCGCACAUCGCCCUCAUAGCUUUGUUCGUCUACAUCUUUACAGCAUUUUACUCGGCAGGAGAAGGUCCCGUUCCCUUCGCAUACUCCGCUGAAGUCUUUCCACUCUCUCACAGAGAGGUCGGAAUGUCAUACGCCGUCACAGUCUGUCUAUUCUUCGCCGCCGUUCUGGCAAUGACUUGGCCAAGAAUGUUAGGAGCAAUGACCCCCACCGGUGCCUUUGGGUUCUACGCAGCAUUAAACGUCGUUGCUUUCUUCCUUAUCUUUUGCUUCUUACCUGAGACUAAGCAGAGAACCUUGGAGGAGUUGGAUUAUAUCUUCGGUGUACCAACCCAUAAAUUUACGAAAUACCAGUGGACCCAAGCACUACCCUAUUGGAUUAAAAAGAAUAUAAUGCGAAAGAAGGAUGUAGAACUUAAAUCGCUUUACCAAUUCGAUGAAUCGGUACUUUCGUCUGUGGAGCAGAGACGAAAGGAGUCGCAGGCUAGGCGGAGGUCUAGUACUACUAGUGCGGCGAGAAGGCAGUCGAUGACGAAGGGUAGUGAGUUUGUGGAUACUGGGAAUACAGGUGUUGGAGGUAGCGGUGGUGGUACCGGUGCGGCUUGA
Orbilia oligospora ATCC 24927 is the source of this 2025-nucleotide messenger RNA. RefSeq lists its product as uncharacterized. Lineage: Eukaryota; Fungi; Ascomycota; Orbiliomycetes; Orbiliales; Orbiliaceae. The coding region runs from base 1 to 2025 and encodes 674 amino acids. Gene Ontology annotation, biological process: transmembrane transport. Gene Ontology annotation, cellular component: membrane. The transcript has 13 exons. The record is from RefSeq and is a predicted model, not a curated record. Gene Ontology annotation, molecular function: myo-inositol:proton symporter activity.